Messenger RNA from Trichomycterus rosablanca, 1734 nucleotides. It is a transcript of the gene hpdl, whose product is annotated as 4-hydroxyphenylpyruvate dioxygenase-like. The transcript is spliced from 5 exons. Lineage: Eukaryota; Metazoa; Chordata; Actinopteri; Siluriformes; Trichomycteridae. The record is from RefSeq and is a predicted model, not a curated record. The coding region runs from base 1 to 1314 and encodes 437 amino acids. Gene Ontology annotation, molecular function: 4-hydroxyphenylpyruvate dioxygenase activity. Gene Ontology annotation, biological process: aromatic amino acid metabolic process.
AUGGCAGCCUACUUGAGCCGGCUGCACCACAUCUCCCUGCACGUCUCCAACGUGGAGAAGAUUGCUCACGAUCUGGUGAACAAGUUCCAGUUCGAUCUGUUCGCCGCGCGCCUGUGUGCAGAUGUGCGCCAGCUGGCUUUCCGCAAAGGAUCCGCGGUGUUCGUGGUGAGCGAGAGAGCGGCGGAGCAGCAGCAGCAGCACCGGCGGCACCGCGGUCAUCCGGACGGGACCCUGCACGGGGAUGACGUCACGGCGGGGUACCUGUACGACGUGCGCCCGCGCUACCCGGUGGACAGCGCGUGUAACGUGUGCUUCCAGGUGGAGGACGUCGCGCGGUCGGCGGCGUCGUUGCGCUCGGACGGCUGCGACCUUCUCGUGCCCCCGACGCGUGUGCAGGACGACGGCGGGGUCGUCACCUACUCGGUGGUCAGGUCGGUGCUCGGUAACGUCUGCCACACGCUCCUGGACACCAGCCGUCACCGGGGGCCGUUCCUGCCCGGGUUUCACGAGGUCGAGGACGAGCGCGCCACGAGGUCAGCGGGUCCGGGGGCGCGCUGCUCGGUCACGCAUUUCGACCACAUCACGUACGCGUGUCCGACGCGCAACACGGCUGAGGUGAUGCGCUGGUACGAGCGCAAAUUUGGCUUCCAGAGGUUCUUCAUAAGCAGAGACGAGGACGCAGAUCAAGGGUACGUCCUGGAUCAGGAUGGAAUCGGACUGCGUCUGACCGCUAUGGAGUACUGGAAGUGUAGCGAGACGGGAAUCAAGCUUCCCUUCAAGGACGAAAAGGAGCCGGACUGCAAAUUCGUCAUAGCCGAGUCCCUACCUGAACAGGGUAGGAAUCAGGUGGACACGUUUCUGGAGCAGCAUCGUGGUCCAGGCAUCCAGCACAUCGGUCUGUUCACACGCGACAUCGUAUCUACAGCCGAGACCAUGGCUGGCGCUGGAGUUCAGUUCUUCUCUCCUCCUGCAGCUUACUACACUAAGGUGGGGAAGCAGCAAGAGAUCGAAGAUGCUGGGCAUGACCCGAAAGCUCUGAUGCAGCACGGCAUCCUGUUGGACACAGACCUGCACAGCCAUGGGGAGAGUUCACAUGUGGCUGAUCAGAGGUAUCUUCUACAGGUGUUCACCAAGCCCAUCUUCUCUGAAGACACCUUCUUUCUGGAGCUGAUCGAGCGCAGGGGGGCCACCGGAUUCGGAGAGGGAAACAUCCGCGCUCUGUGGAGAUCCGUUCAGUCCUACAUGGCGAACGAGGACCAACAAGAGAACACACUGACCUCGGAGAUGAAAAUCAAACAAACUGGGCAGCAUUGAUGACCGACCGAACGUGACCUCAGAUUAGUUAGAUGUGGUCGUUUAUGCAGAAUAUGGUUUACAUGGUUACAUCAACCACUUCAUCGUGGUCAGGGUCUAGCUGGUCAUAAGACAGGAAUACUCUGGAAAAGAAACCAAUCCAUCACAGGGAUCUUCAGCCACGGCUCACAGACAUAGCCAGUCAUGUCUGGGUAGACGCAGAGUCGGCGGAUAGCACUGCUGGGAUUCAAACCCAGAUCUCACCGGUUGUGGUUUAGCGUAAGAGACCUCUGCGCCACCCGCACACCCCAGAAUGUGGUUGUUAUUUAACACUGGCAUUUAACACUCCCAUUAAAUCCAUCUUUCAGAUUUUGUUGUACAUCAGAAGUGAUUUUGUAAGCCUCUGAUAUUUAUUUUAUGUUGAGAAUAUUAAAAAAAAUA